Patiria miniata (bat star) is the source of this 2338-nucleotide messenger RNA. RefSeq names its product dehydrogenase/reductase SDR family member on chromosome X-like. NCBI's taxonomy places the organism in Eukaryota, Metazoa, Echinodermata, Asteroidea, Valvatida, Asterinidae. The transcript is spliced from 8 exons. The coding region runs from base 22 to 1482 and encodes 486 amino acids. The record is from RefSeq and is a predicted model, not a curated record.
GGUUGCACUGAAAGGUUGAAGAUGGGGAAUACAAUAGAACAUCCGUCUGUGGAGCUUCCCCCGGAGAAGCUGGUGAUGGUCACAGGUGGAAACACUGGGAUUGGAUAUGAAACAGCAAAGUCCAUAGCUGAGAUGGGAGCAAGAGUGUGCAUCACGUGUCGCUCAGAGGACAAAGCUAAAGCGGCUAUAGAACGGAUGCAGGAAGAACAUAAGAACGAAAUGCAGAAGAGAAGUCAUGCAGAGAAUGCUGCUGCCCAGGCGUCAUCUCAACCCACCAGUGAAGAAAUUGAAAUCAAGCCACUGAAUGUGGAGUACAUCAUAGUGGAUCUCGCCUCGUUGCAAUCCACAAUGGACUUCAUUCAGGAGACCAAGGAGAGGAUGCAGUACCUUAAUAUCUUGGUCUGCAAUGCUGGAAUUGGCUUUGCCAAACAAGCAUAUACAGAGGAUAAUUACGAGUCUCAUUUCCAAGUCAACUACCUGUCACAUCUCCUCAUUGUGCUGCAUCUCAUGCCGCUGCUGCAGGCUGGUGCUCCCGACUCCCGCAUCGUUCUCCUGUCAUCAGCGGCGCAUAAAGGUGGGAAACUGGACCUGGACAACAUGCAGGGCCGCAAGUCCUACAGUCGGAUAGGAGCCUACGGAUCCUCCAAGGCCUACAUGAUCAUGGCAGCACACUUUCUGUCUCGAAGACUGGAGGAGACUGGAGUGAGCACUUUCUCUGUCGACCCUGGAAUUGUGGACACGGAUAUUGUGAAUAACUACAGUGACUGGAAACUGUUGAGCUUUUUUGGAGGGGCUUCGAAAAAAAUGGGCAUGAUGCGUACUCCGAAAAAGGGGGCUGCAACAAGUGUUGUGGCCUGUGUUGAUCCAAGCCUCCGUGGGAAAACUGCAGUGUUCAUGAAGAGUUGUCGACCUGCUAACCCUGCUAACUUCUGUCGGGAUGGCAAAAAACAGGAGGACCUUUGGGGUUACAGUCUUGGAUGUCUCAACCAGUUCAUCUCUGAUGAUGUGCUCAAAGAAGCCUUCCCAUCAGCGAGGCCUGAUCUGCUGACCAUUCCCAAGGACACAAGGACAGUCGAAGAGAAGAUUGCUGAUGAUUCAGGGAAGAAAGAAGGGAGUUCAGGUGACAAAGAGAUGGGAGACAAAUCCAAAGGAGGAGAGGCAUCUUUGGAGAGGAAGCAGGAUGAGGAGCAACCAGAGAUAGAGUCUUCAUCUGGAGCUACAGAGGUACCCUCUGAAAAAGUCAAGGCAUCGCAGGAACCAUAUGGGACUAAUUUAGAAGAAAAGAUACCUGAAGACACACUCAAAGACGAAGACAACGAACCCAAGGCAUCCUCCAAACAGGAGCAGACAGAAGAGCAGCCGAAAAGAGAAUUACAAUCUGCAGCUGCAGAAUUACCCACUGAAAGGGUUAAGGCAGAGGAAAAACCCAGCGGGCAGGUUUCAGAGGAAAGGGGCGUGACAGAUGAUGCAGAAAAUAAGUAAUUAGCAGCUGAGAACUGCAGCAUCUUCAGAUAAUAAGCAGGUGUAGAACAACCAGAGAGGGAACCUUUAGCUCAGGUAGCUUCUGAAAUUGACCAGACAUUAGGAGAAUCAAAUAUCAGGGGAGAGGUGCAGAACGCCAGUAUGCGGAUAGUGUGCCGGACAAAAAUGAACACUUUAUAUGAAAAAUGAAAUUGGCGAAACACAACAAUGAUGAUUCCACGCAGUAUAUGGAUAUUGUGCGAGACAAAAAUGCUCAUUAAUGCGUUUUCAUAUGUCGAACACACACACACGUCGAGUGCACACAUUUUCUAUGAGAUUCAUAGACGAAACACACAGACUUUGUAUAUAAUAACCAGCCUUAUUUAACACUCAUACAUGUAAUUCCACACGAAGUAUAUAGAUAGUAUGCGGGACAAAAAUGCUCAUUUACGCGUUUUCAUAUGUCGACUACACACACUUCGCAUGCUGUACAUUGUCUAUGGGAUUGGUGCGACAAACAUACUUUGUAUAUAACCAGCCUUACGGGGACCGUUUGUAAACGAACAUAAUUCCACACGCAGUAUGUGAAUAGUGUGCGGGACAAAAAUGGUCAUUUAUGCGUUUUCAUAUGUCGAAUACACACACUUCGCAUGCUGUACAUUUCUUUACAAUUGGCGGAAUAUACACACUUUGUAUAUAACCAGCCUUAUGGGGACCGUUUGUAGCAAUCCUAAUACCACACGCAGUAUUUGAAUAGUGUGCGGGACAAAAAUGGUCAUUUAUGCGUUUUCAUAUGUCGAAUACACACACUUCGCAUGCUGUACAUUGUCAAUGACAUUGGGGGAACACACACACUUUGUAUAUAACCUGCCUUAUG